Messenger RNA from Cyclopterus lumpus (lumpfish), 2833 nucleotides. RefSeq names its product tyrosine-protein kinase CSK-like. The record is from RefSeq and is a predicted model, not a curated record. The transcript is spliced from 13 exons. Lineage: Eukaryota; Metazoa; Chordata; Actinopteri; Perciformes; Cyclopteridae. The coding region runs from base 573 to 1928 and encodes 451 amino acids. Gene Ontology annotation, molecular function: ATP binding; protein tyrosine kinase activity; protein binding. Gene Ontology annotation, biological process: regulation of Fc receptor mediated stimulatory signaling pathway; protein phosphorylation; adherens junction organization.
AAAAUCAAGGUGGGGCAAAAACUUGAAUUUUUCAGAAGGGGAAAAGGAGUGAGGCAGUCUGAAGUAGACUCAAAUUGUUCUGAAUCGCAUUUUAUUUAAUCUCUGGGUUCGUUUAACCAAUUUGAGUUAUCGCGUUUUGUUUCUCGCUCACUCGACUCUACAGAGGGACCAUCGAGACUGCAGCAAUGCGUUUUUAGAAACGUACAACAACAACCUUAUCAUUUGAAGCGACUUUUCCAAGUGAUGUUGACAGGAGACUGAGCAACAACAGUCUUGGCUGGUUUUAUUGAGAUACUUUUGGACUGCUGACGUUUUGGGCCACCUGAGGCAGAUUGCACUUCCUCAUCGGGGACUUGUGUUUUUGCGCCUCGACAUCAACUGUCACUAUUUCGUGAAUGGGAAUUUGUCUUCUGUCGCUCAGAGGACGGGAGCAGAAUCACCUGUUAUUGCCUCAAACAGGUACUGUAUGUGUGUAUGUGUGUAUGCGUCUGUGUGUGUGUGCGUGUGUGCCUAUCAGCUCUAAUGGUAGCAGCUAGAAGACAUCCCCUGUGAGAGGAUUGAACCACCUCACCAUGACAGAGGUCCAGACUCCAUGGCCACAGGGCACAGAGUGUGUGGCCAGGUAUAACUUCAAAGGCACAUCAGAGCAGGACCUGCCCUUCAAUAAAGGAGAUGUGUUGACGAUUAUUACUGUAACAAAGGAUCCAAACUGGUACAAAGCAAAAAAUUCCUCAGGUCGCGAGGGAACAAUUCCAGCCAACUAUGUUCAGAAAAGAGAAGGAGUGAAAUUUGGAGGGAAGCUGAGUCUAAUGCCAUGGUUUCAUGGGAAGAUCACGCGGGAUCAGGCCGAGCUGUUGCUUCACCCUCAUGAAACGGGCCUGUUCUUGGUGCGAGAGAGCACCAACUUUCCCGGCGACUACACCCUGUGUGUGAGCUGCGACGGCAAGGUGGAGCACUACCGCAUCAUCUACACCAACGGCAAGCUCAGUAUUGAUGACGAGGGGUACUUUGAAAACCUCAUGCAGCUGGUAGAGCACUACACCAAAGAUGCAGAUGGCCUGUGCACCAAACUAAUAAAGCCAAAAGUGGAGGAGGGGACGGUGGCUGCUCAGGAUGAGUUUUCCAGGGGUGGCUGGUCGAUGAGCAGGAAAGACCUCAAGCUGCAGCAGGUUAUUGGAAAAGGAGAGUUUGGAGAUGUCAUGGUGGGAGACUAUAGAGGGACUAAAGUAGCUGUGAAGUGCAUAAAGCAUGACGCCACAGCGCAGGCCUUCAUUGCAGAGGCUUCCGUCAUGACGCAACUGCGGCACGAUAACCUGGUGCAGCUGCUUGGAGUGAUUGUAGAGGAGAACGGGAGUCUGUUUAUAGUGACUGAGUACAUGGCCAAGGGCUGUUUGGUUGACUACUUGCGUUCUAGAGGCCGGACAGUACUUGGUGGAGAGGCUCUCCUUCAUUUUGCACUAGAUGUCUGUGAAGCCAUGGAGUACCUGGAAAUACAUAACUUUAUCCACCGAGACUUAGCAGCCCGCAAUGUGCUCGUAUCAGAAGACAACAUGGCCAAAGUCAGUGACUUCGGUCUGACCAAGGAGGCCUCUUCCACUCAGGACACCGCGAAGCUGCCUGUGAAGUGGACAUCGCCAGAGGCCCUCAGAGAAAAGAAAUUUUCCACCAAAUCAGAUGUUUGGAGCUAUGGUAUUUUGCUUUGGGAGAUUUACUCUUUUGGUCGAGUGCCUUACCCGAGAAUUCCAUUAAAGGACGUUGUGCCUCGAGUGGAGAAGGGUUACAAAAUGGACUGUCCAGAAGGCUGUCCUGAGGUGGUGUACAACGUCAUGAAACAGUGCUGGAACCUGGAUCCUGCUGCCCGACCAAGCUUUAAAAUGUUGAAGGAGUGGCUCCAACAUAUCAUCCAAGGGAUGAUAAAAAAACAAUGAGACAUCUCACAGAACAGACACAAAAAGUGACUUUGCUCUUCUUUCAUUUCAACCACCUGGACCAUAACCUAAGAGGAAUUAUAUAUUUUCAAAAGACUGCUCUUCCAAAGCCAAAGUUUAUGACAAUGUUUGCUUUCACACAUUGUCCAUGAACCGUUAAGUACAACUGUCGACAUUAUGCUUCUCAGCAUCAUCCCUCACCUCAGGUUGUUUAAACUGCAGCGACUCUUAUUUAGUGGCUGGGUCGCUCGAGUGAGUCUUUCUGUGCUCGGUUAUCGGCGAGUCUUUCCUUACACCACUGCCUCCCAGCCACAGUGCCUUGACCUUUUUUAGAAAUAUUUCAUGUCUUUUAUUUUGAUAUCCUUGGCUAUUUUGGUGGCAUCAUUACGUUUCAUGAACAUGUAGAGUAGCCUGUGACAUAAUUUGACUGAGUUAACUGAAUCCAUGGUAUCCGUUUAAACAGGAGAGACGCUUCAAACGUAGGAAUACAGUUGUGAUACAUAAUUUGUCGCUGUAUUAUUUUGACAGCUUCCAGGUACACGUUUUUAGCAUGAAUGUUGAAAUAUUUUGUUAAAAGGACUAAGUUAAAAUAACUUUGAUUAUGCAGCUUUAUUUUGUCAUUGCCAUAUGAUUUAAAAUGUCUUUGGAUCCCUCCAUAAGUCAAAAAAGGAAGCACAAGUUUUCACCUUUGCUACUGAUAUAAUAACACCAUUCAGCUCAGUCAUGAUCAUCACAUAAUUCCCAUGUACAGAAUCUUCCCUCCAAACAUCAACAAAUGUUUUGAUUUUGGAAUCUUUGGAUUUAACCAAAUGUUCUGGAUUUUCUAUGUAAUGAGAAACAGAGUGUUAAUAAUUUUACUGUGCUGCCAUUUUCAACAAUAAAAAAAAAAGAAUACAUCUUGAAAA